This is a messenger RNA of Elephantulus edwardii (Cape elephant shrew), 3241 nucleotides long. RefSeq names its product NFKB repressing factor (gene NKRF). The transcript has 3 exons. Gene Ontology annotation, cellular component: nucleolus; nucleoplasm. Gene Ontology annotation, biological process: negative regulation of DNA-templated transcription. The record is from RefSeq and is a predicted model, not a curated record. Bases 164 to 2239 code for a protein of 691 amino acids. Gene Ontology annotation, molecular function: RNA polymerase II cis-regulatory region sequence-specific DNA binding. NCBI's taxonomy places the organism in Eukaryota, Metazoa, Chordata, Mammalia, Macroscelidea, Macroscelididae.
GUGGCGCUAUAGCCACGAAAGCGACGGGCAGUGGGCUCUGCGGCGCAGCUUCAUCUGCCGGCACCUGCACAGCUAUCCCGGAGCUGCCCUAGACCAACUCCUCGCACUCUCCACUGCCUGGACCAACCACGUUUUCCUGGGCUGCAGGUACAGCCCACGCUUGAUGGAAAAAAUUCUGCAAAUGGCUGAAGGCAUUGAUAUUGGGGAAAUGCCAUAUUCCUAUGAUCUGACGCUGUCUAAGUAUGCCAAAGGUCAAAAACGCCACCUCUCACCAUGUGACGGUCAAAAUCCUCCUAAAAAGCAAGCCGGUUCCAAAUACCAUGCAAGACCUCGUUUUGAGCCUGUCCAUUUUGUAGCUAGUAGUUCAAGCAAUGAAAGACAGGAGGAACCUUAUGGACUGCAAACAAGAGAGAUAAAUGAGCAGAUACACUUUGCCAGCAUGUCAAGAGACGUCUCCCAAGAUUAUACGCAAGACUCUUUCAGUAUCCAAGAUGGGAAUUCUCAGUACUGUGAUUCAUCAGGAUUUCUUUACACAAAAGACCAGCCUGUAACAGCAAACAUGUAUUUUGACAAUGGAAAGCCUGCUCCAAGCAGCACUUCCCAUCAGGGAAACUCCCAAGCAGCUUCUGAGCCUUCACCAUCACAGACGUUUCCCGAGUCAGUGGUCGCUGAGAAACAGUAUUUCAUUGAAAAGUUAACAGCGACUAUCUGGAAAAACCUUUCAAAUCCAGAGAUGACAUCUGGCUCCGAUAAAAUCAAUUAUACUUACAUGUUAACACGCUGUAUUCAGGCAUGUAAAACAAACCCUGAGUAUAUUUAUGCCCCUUUAAAAGAAAUCCCACCAGCUGACAUCCCCAAAAAUAAAAAACUUCUAAUUGAUGGUUAUGCAUGUGAAGUUCGCUGUCAAAAUAUCUACUUAACUACAGGUUAUGCUGGCAGCAAGAAUGGGUCCAGGGAUCGAGCAACUGAACUAGCUGUGAAACUCUUGCAGAAGCGGAUUGAAGUGAGAGUUAUCCGACGGAAAUUCAAGCACACAUUUGGGGAGGACCUUGUGGUGUGUCAGAUUGGUAUGCCUUCUUAUGACUUUCCCCCGGCACUGAAACCACCAGAAGAGCUGGUAGUAUUAGUGAAAGAUGCUUCUGGGCAGCCAAUUUUUAAUGCUUCUGCCAAACACUGGACCAAUUUUGUCCUUACAGAGAAUGCAAAUGAUGCAAUUGGCAUCCUUAACAACUCUGCCUCGUACAACAAAAUGUCUGUUGAGUACAAAUAUGAGAUGAUGCCAAAUCGCACCUGGCGCUGUCGGGUAUUUUUGCAGGAUCACUGCUUAGCUGAAGGUUAUGGAACAAAAAAAACAAGUAAACAUGCAGCUGCUGAUGAGGCUUUGAAGAUUCUUCAAAAGACCCAGCCCACUUACCCAUCCGUCAGAAGUUCUCAGUGCCAAGCCAACUCGUCGCCCAAGGGAUCUGGGAAGAAGAAAGACAUAAAGGACCUCGUGGUGUAUGAGAACUCUUCCAAUCCUGUGUGCACCCUGAACGACACAGCUCAGUUUAACCGGAUGACCGUGGAGUACGUGUACGAGCGAAUGACAGGCCUCCGGUGGAAAUGCAAGGUGAUCCUAGAGAGCGAAGUAAUUGCGGAAGCCGUUGGCGUGAAGAAGACUGUCAAGUAUGAAGCCGCGGGGGAGGCUGUAAAAACCCUCAAAAAGACCCAGCCCACUGUCAUUAACAACUUGAAGAAAGGAGCAGUGGAGGAUGUGAUUUCCAGAAAUGAAAUUCAGGGCCGCUCAGCAGAGGAGGCUUACAAACAGCAAAUCCGAGAAGACAACAUCGGCAAUCAGCUGCUGCGAAAGAUGGGCUGGACAGGGGGUGGGCUCGGUAAGUCUGGUGAGGGAAUACGGGAGCCCAUCUCGGUCAAAGAGCAGCAUAAGCGAGAGGGGCUGGGACUUGACGUUGAAAGAGUGAAUAAACUUGCCAAGCGAGAUAUUGAACAGAUCAUCAGAAAUUAUGCCCGCUCGGAGAGCCACACGGAUUUGACUUUCUCUACGGAACUGACUAAUGAUGAGCGGAAGCAAAUACACCAGAUUGCACAGAAAUAUGGCCUGAAGAGUAAGUCCCACGGAGUGGGCCACGACAGGUACCUGGUAGUUGGGAGGAAAAGACGGAAAGAAGACUUGCUGGACCAGCUCAAACAGGAGGGCCAGGUGGGGCAUUAUGAACUUGUAAUGCCUCAAGCAAAUUGAGUUCUUACUAAUUUAUUUUGUAAAUGCCUUAUGAGGCAAAUUUAUAAACAAAAGAGAUGCUACAUUUUCUGGGGGCAGAGCAAUUGUUUCAUAUAGUGCUUUAUUGGAUAUGAAAACCUGGAAAAAUCUGUCCACUUGUAUUAGCUUAAUCCACAUGAUGGCAUUGUGCAGUUACUGUUCGUGUCUUUGAUACUGCUAUGCCCCCUUGGAUUUUGGCUAUUUGUACAAAGCAAGAACACAUCUCUGAAUGGGAUUUUACUCUGAGAACAAAUUCUCAUUUUAAAGGGCAUAUAUAGCACAGCAGUCCGCAACAUUAUGUAAAGUUGAUGUUGACUACAGCAAAACUACAGUCUUCCAUAAUUACAGAAAAGUGUCCCAUCAUUUUGUAUUAUCUAUUUUCAUCUUUGUGUGAGGCUAGCUCUAUAGAAUGUUUACCAGUAAAUUGUGCUGUACUUGAAAAUGUCCUGAUCAAUGAAAUGAUGUAAAACUUCCUUAAAGGAAUUUUAGUGUUCAUUUUAUUUAUAACUUCUACCACAUGACUCCCCACCCCCCGAAUAUUGGGAGUGAUUUACUGUACCUUGUGAUACAUGAUGGGUUUUAAUAAAUGCUACUCUUCAUGCUGAGAGAGCACUGCUUGUGGGAGCAAUUGAAAGGAGUCUGAAACAGGUCCAUUCUGAAGAAAGGAAGCUUGAGCUGUUUGUUCUUGGUGCCUUGCAGAGAGACUCACAGCGACUCCCCAUUCUAGCUUUCCCGUGGUUUGGAUGUGCAGCACAUCCAGGCCGGCCACAGCUGUGGCAGAGCUUGAUGUAAAAAAACUGAAGACAUUGGUGCUUAGAGGAGAAGGUCAGUUGGCUGGUCCGUCUCUCAUAAAGCUUAUUAAGCCUCAAAAGUUGACUUUGUAACAUAUUUAAAACUGCUAUUUUCGCUUAUUUCUGGGAUGUAUAAAAAAAUUGUACAAAGUGGAUUAGUGUAUGCUUCCUGAAUAAAAGGAGCCCAAGUUGA